UUCGUCAUCGCCCAGCGACGCCGGGGACGGCGCUGGCGGCGGGGCCCGGCCCGGCCCGGUGUCAUGGCGGCGGCGGCGGCGCCCAGCCCGCUCCAGCCCGGCGACUGCGCUCCGGGGGUGGGCGCCGACCUGGCGGCCUCGGAGGUGGCGAGCAGCGCCCUGCGCUCCCUGGUCGGGCUGGCGGGGCAGCUUAACCUUGGAGAUGAUAUCGUGAAAGUUGUAAUCGACUGGAGCAAGCUUCAAAGCACGUCAGCACUUCAGCCAACAUUGCUCUUUAGUGCGCUUCAGCAGCAUAUUUUAUGUUUGCAGCCUCUUUUAGAAAAACUCCAGCCAUUGAUUAAAGAGGAAGGUAUAGGUCAUGUUGAACCUGCAGGUAAAACAGAAGGCCAAACUUGUGAAACAAGUUUAAACAUUUAUGAUGAUAACUCUCAGACUGAAGAAAAGUAUGCAAGUUGUGACUUGGGAGAUCUGAAGGAUGCUCAUAUUAAUUUUGAUCCAGAGGUGGUCCAAAUAAAAGCUGGAAAAGCAGAAAUUGACAGGCGGAUAUCAGCCUUCAUCGAGAGGAAACAAGCCGAGAUCAAUGAAAAUAAUGUCAGGGAAUUUUGCAAUGUUAUUGAUUGUAAUCAAGAAAAUAGCUGUGCCAGAACAGAUGCAAUUUUCACACCUUAUCCUGGAUUUAAAAGCCAUAUAAAGGUUUCAAGGGUAGUAAAUACGUAUGGGCCUCAGACUAGAUCUGAAGUAGCACAUGGGUCCAGUCACAAAGCCAGCAUACCCAUUCACGAUUGUGGAAACCAAGCUGUUGAGGAGAGAUUGCAAAAUAUUGAAGCACACUUACGGUUACAAACAGGUGGUCCUGUGCCAAGAGAUAUUUAUCAGAGAAUUAAGAAGCUUGAAGAUAAAAUCCUUGAGCUGGAAGGACUAUCUCCUGAAUAUUUUCAAUCUGUAAGCUGUUCUGGCAAGAGGAGAAAGGUUCAACCUCCGCAUAACUAUUCGUUGGCUGAACUCGAUGAAAAGAUCAAUGCUAUAAAACAGGCAUUACUGAGGAAAACAAAGGAAGGCAAGUGCAAGGAGUCUGAGCGGCUUCUUCGAUAAUUCAAAAAAAGUCUGUUCAGAAUCUUCAUCCUGCUUCACACAAACCCCAACCAUAGGACUUGAGUAGUGUUCAUCAAGGAUCACUUUAGCAAUGAAAACAAAGCAUGCAUAUGUAAGCUCAUUUUGGAUGAUUUUGAAAGCUUGCUUUCAGAAGAACUCAUUUAAAAACAAUCUUAUGAAUGAAAUAGUUACUUUAAAAUGAAGAAUGUUUUAGGAAUAGCAUUCUAAUAUUCUGUUCCCUUCUGUUAUAAAGGAGGAUUACAGUAUUGUUCUUAUGUGGAAAGUCUUAACCUCCAUACAAAAGCUACACUUCACAUGUAAUUCUUGGUGAUUGAGUAUUCAAAAGGGCUAUCUUUUGAAUAUUUUUCAUGUAAGUAGUUUGCAGAGACUUGUGAAAUAAAAUGAAAUGCUUCCUCAUAAGUAAACUGUCUUAGUAGGGAAAAAAGGUAUUACAAAAUUUGCACUAUGCAUAUUUACCUGCAUUUUUGCCAUAUUUGUUACUGUUUUCACAGCUGUUAGAAAGGCAGCAAAUUGCAUUUUUGCCAUAUUUAAAACAGAAAGAUGGUUACAGAAAUCUUGCCUGUGUAAAUAGAGACAGACAACUGUUUUUAGAAUCCCUCAGUGCCCUGUAAGAAUUAAAACUUUAUACCCUGCUAACUACCUAACUUUGUAAUAAACACUGUUCAAGAGGAGGUUCUGAGGAGUUGCUAGGAGGCACCAGCUUCCCUUCCUUCCAUGAGCAUGUUUAUAUCACUAAAGAAGCAUGGAUGCUAGGUGUAUAGCUUAUAUUAAAAAAAAUCAGACCUGUGACCACGUGCUGAUAUGUGAUUAUCAUUGCUUAUUUGUUUUUAAGUAAACAAUUUUCUAUUUAUGCCAUUUUUUUUAGUUUAUUUGCUGUCUCUGUUCCACUUUAGAAGAGAAGUAGCAGUUACAGAGGGAGCCUUUAUGGGGGAAGUGUACUUUAACUGCUCUGCUUACAGCAGUUGAUGACCCUUUAUUGAUGACCCUUUAUCAGUUGCUGUGACAGGUGUUACGAACAGCACUGACUGGACAGUCCUGCCCUUUGAAGAAUAGCAAGCAUUUUCUGUGAUUCAGUGCUCUUAUCUGGAGUAAAAUCUGUUGUAGCAAAUGCACAUAUUGCUUCUCUGUCGGUGAAUCAACAAAGGUGGGUAACUAAGCUGCCUGAGGUCUAGUCCCAGCUCUAGGAAAGAAAACAGUACGACAGUUAUCUGUUCAGAUUCUUAAUGUCCACAGAAGAGAGUGCCCCUGGCAGUCAUGACUGCAUCAAAUACAACAGGAGGUACAAAGAAGUACUUUCACAGUUUGAAGACUGGGACCUGCCUAUGCACAAGACCAUUGCUCAGGUUGUAUGCUACAACUUAAUACAGCAUCAGACAUAGGCUACUUGUGUUACUCUGUUGCCAUUGUCCUAAGCCCUAGCAGCUCAUGCAGAGGAGUAUUUUGGUGAAGAAAUACCCUGAGCUGCAGCUUUUACCUCAAGUAGGUAACUGUUAGGUGCUCCCUGCAAUGCAUUUCCUUGUAUUGCAUCUAAAGAUUGGGAAGCUCAAAGGCUGUAGUGUAGAGAUAACUGGGCCAGGCACCAUGCACUUCACACAGUGGUGCUUGAAAGAGUGGUGUGAGGUGGUAGUUAAAACUGGGAACAGGGAGGAUGACUGCAGCAACUUCGCUUUUAUAAAGCAAUAUCCUCUAGUUACAUGCAGCAUAAUUCAAGUACACUUGGGACAUGGUAUUUAACUCUAUUGCAUUUGCACUAUGCAGUUUGCUCUGGAAAAUUAGAGUGCAGCCCUAGAGGAGACUAACCUGGGUCAAGAUUUGUCUCAACUUAUUUGCUGUUUACAUUAAAGCAAGUGCAUAUGUAUUUGUUUUUUAUAUGUAUAUACAGACAUGGGGGGGAACCUUAAGUCUUCAUCGGGGGUCAGUUCUUGGAAUAAAUUGCAAACACUGCUGAUUUCUUCAGGGGAGACUGGUUAAAAAAAAGACUGCAUUAGCAGUUUCAAAGUGGCUUUUUCUAUAGUGAAUUGUCUUGCUACUUGAAAGAUCUCUUGCCAUGGGAUUCUCCUUCUCUUAAGAUGGCAGCAACAUAACAGUUAAGGGUCGAAAGCAUAAUGAAGAUGCAUUAUAACAAGACAAUAGCUAAAGAGGCAACAGCAGAAGGACUCUGGAUGGUAAUUUAUUAGCCCUAUAUACUUUGUCAAAUAAAUGGUACAGAUACACUUGAAAAGCGUCAAGGUAUUCAUCUUGCUUUGUUAUUAGACCUCUGCUAUUCUUUGGUUUCAAGUUGUUAAUUUCUUGUGCACUUAAUGCCAAUAUGCAUGUACUAUAAAUAUUCUUUAGAAAGAUGUUCUCUGCUCUAAGUUGCACAUUAAAAGGAGUUGCAGAUUUCAGAACUUUCAGCCUGUUGGAAGUUUCCCUUUUUCUGCUAUGUGUAUACCACUUGUGUGCAUGAAGGGAUGGAUAAAGAGGGCAUAAAACAUU
Oxyura jamaicensis (ruddy duck) is the source of this 3588-nucleotide messenger RNA. It is a transcript of the gene MBIP, whose product is annotated as MAP3K12 binding inhibitory protein 1. NCBI's taxonomy places the organism in Eukaryota, Metazoa, Chordata, Aves, Anseriformes, Anatidae. The transcript has 9 exons. The coding region runs from base 64 to 1092 and encodes 342 amino acids. The record is from RefSeq and is a predicted model, not a curated record. Gene Ontology annotation, cellular component: cytosol.